AUGCCAGCUAAGCACGACAUCAACAAAGUUGGUGUGGAAAGUUCUGAUUUUCCUAUAUUGUGCGAAACAUGUCUAGGUCCAAAUCCAUAUGUUCGAAUGACGAAACAGGAAUUCGGAAACGAAUGUAAGAUUUGUAAUCGACCUUUUACAGUAUUCAGAUGGAAUCCAGGAGCGGGAGGUAGAUAUAAGAAAACCGAAAUCUGUAAUACGUGUGCCAAGAUAAAAGGUGUUUGUCAAACCUGUCUAUUAGAUCUCGAAUAUGGUUUACCUGUACAAGUGAGAGAUGCGGCUUUGGGACGAAAGAGUCAAGCUCCACAAUCAGAUAUCAACAAGCAAUAUUACAUCCAAAAUCUCGAAGCUCAAAUGGCUGAUUCACCCGAUGGACAAACGUUUGAUUCAGAAGUUGCAAAUAGAGCAGGAAGAGAAAUGUUAAAAGGUAUAGCAAGAUCAGAUCCUUAUUACAAGAGAAAUAGACCACAUAUUUGUAGUUUCUUCGUUAAAGGUGAAUGUACGAGAGGUGGUGAAUGCCCUUUCAGACAUGAAAUACCUAAAGAAGGAGAAUUGGCAAAACAAAAUAUCGUUGACAGAUAUUAUGGCAAGAACGAUCCUGUAGCAAAGAAGAUGUUGAGAGAACAAGCUGAGAUCAAAGGUAUGAAAGCACCGGAUGAUAAGUCUAUCACAACAUUGUUAUUCCUCGGUUUACCUCAAACCACAGAAUCAGAAGUCAGAGCUUCUUUGGUUGGUGCUUGUCCAUUCGUCAAACCUAUAGAAAUCAGAUCGUUGACUAUAGUAGAAGCUUCUCAUUGUGCAUUCGUGAAUUUCAAAUUGCGUAAUUUGGCGGAGAAGGUAGCAGAAGCAUUAACUGCUCAAGGUGGAAUUGAAGUUUCAGGUAAAAAAGCUAAAGUAGUAUGGGGAAGAGCAAGACCACAAAAAGGAAAGGCAGCCAUCGCAGCUGGAGAAUCAAGUGGGUCGACAUCAACAGCAACUGCUGAAAUGACAAGUUCAUGA
This is a messenger RNA of Kwoniella shivajii, 1008 nucleotides long. Its product is annotated as pre-mRNA-splicing factor SLT11. The transcript has 10 exons. Gene Ontology annotation, cellular component: U2-type catalytic step 2 spliceosome; Prp19 complex; U2-type catalytic step 1 spliceosome. Gene Ontology annotation, molecular function: U6 snRNA binding; metal ion binding; pre-mRNA binding. Lineage: Eukaryota; Fungi; Basidiomycota; Tremellomycetes; Tremellales; Cryptococcaceae. Bases 1 to 1008 code for a protein of 335 amino acids. The record is from RefSeq and is a predicted model, not a curated record.